CUUGCUCGUAGGAGUCUUCACAUUUGGACAAGCCAGUGACAAGUUUGGUAGAAAGCUUGCUAUGAUAGCUACUGUCGUGGUUUCUAUAAGCUUCACGUACGCAUCCUCUUUUUCCCCUAACUACAUUGUCUAUAACAUACUCAGAUUUAUCGUGGCAGCUGCAGAAAUCUCAACUGGUACCAUCGGCUACGUACUUGUACUCGAGAUAGUUAACCAGAAAUGGCGGCUAUUUGCUGCUGUAGUUAGCGGCCUCUAUUGGCCAUUUGGCUACAUGACAUUAGCUGGAAUAGCGUACUUGAUCAGGGACUGGAGAUAUCUCACUAUAGCAGUGGCGUCUAUUAAUGUACCAUACGUGAUAUACUUAGUUCUCAUUAUGCCAGAUUCACCUCGUUGGAAGUACAGUCAAGGGAAAAAUAAAGAUGGGGAUGCAAUAAUGAAUAAGAUUGCCAAGUGGAAUAAUGCAAAACUUCCAGACGUCAUUGAUAUCAACAUGAAAGAGAAUUCAGAUGCAGAGGAUCCGGGAAAGAAAGCGUUUUUUCUUGAUCUGCUACGAACUCCAAACAUCAGGAAAAAUUCUCUCAUACAAUUUUAUAUUUGGUUUGUUACAAGUAUGGUUUACUACGGGCUCUCUUUGGGGGCAGGUAGUUUAUCGGGCAGUCCAUACCUCAAUUAUCUCCUGAACGCUGCAGUUGAGAUACCUGCAGUUAUAUUGAAGAUUCCAUUAAUGUGGAAGUUUGGCAGAAUAUGGCCAUUAGGACUGACAAUGAUAAUUGGGGGAGUGGCUCUACUUUGUGUGAUGGCAGUACCCGAAGGAAUGGGUUCUGUGGUGAUUGGUCUAUCCCUAUUUGGCAAGUGUAUGCUGACUAUGUCUUUUGGCAUUAUUUACAUUCUAACGUGUGAACUAAACCCCACUGUGGUCAGAAAUGUUGCUUUAGGAUCUUCGUCCAUGUUUGCUAGGGCCGGUGGGAUAUGUGCACCUCUUUUGUCUCUUCUGAGAGAUUACUACAUCCACACCCCUGUGAUUGUGUUCGGGGCAAUGUCAGUACUGGCUGGGUUCUUGACUUUCUUAUUACCAGAGACACUGGGGAAACGCCUACCAGAAACCAUCCAAGAUGCUGAAAACUAUAGGAACCAAGACACGAUCGAAGUUGAAGAAGCUAAUGCCAGCAGAGAAAAGAAAGUCGCUAUAGGUGAUGAUACAAAAUUGGAUAUAAAAGCAACUGGAUUUGAACCAAAUAAAACAAUCAAUGGAUUGGCAUACACCAACCGUGGAUUUGAUGGCGAUGCAACACUUUUGUAAAUAAAUAUAUGGAUAAAUUGCGUGGAUAUCUGUCGGAUUACGCUCGUUAUGGAACGUAAAUGUUUAUUUAAAAAUGAGAUAAACAAUCCCAGGAAAUCUAUUUUUACCAACCUUGACAUUGAUACUUUUUAGUUACAAUGUACAAUGAAUUAAUCCAAGGUAUUAGAUGGUGAAAUCUUGAAUAUAGAUGACGACGCAUAGUUCAGAAUUCACACUUUUAGGAAUGAUAUACUAUAUCUAGUGUCAAAUUCCAGCUACACAGAAUCAUAUACUAAGCCAUUCUAUAUUUUUAGAUUAAUGGUUAUAUAUUAAUUCAGUGACAUUGAUUAUCUUCAUCUAUUUCAUAAACUCAAGUUAACCGUUAUGUUGUCCCCCCUACUAUCAUAUUUAUCCAUAUCAUGCUCAAAACUAUUCUAUAGUUGUUG
Owenia fusiformis is the source of this 1725-nucleotide messenger RNA. The record is from the annotation of a GenBank genome assembly. NCBI's taxonomy places the organism in Eukaryota, Metazoa, Annelida, Polychaeta, Sabellida, Oweniidae.